CUGAUCCAGGAUUUGUAUUUUGAGUGAAAGUGCAGAGGAGGCCGAGGCAAUGGCGACAGCCCCGGCGCCCUUGAUUUGGAAGAUAGUGAAGAAGAACAACUCUUUUCUAGUGAAGCAGUUCUGUAGUGGAUCUUCUAGCGUUCAGUUUAGCAAAGAAAGCAACAAUCUUUACAAUCUCAACUCCUACAAGCACUCUGGUUUGGCAAACAAGAAAACAGUUACCAUUCAGCCUGGGAGCAGGGAUCAGUUGGUUCUGCUUGCAACUACUAAGAGAAGAGACAGAACAAACCUGCAAACUUGAUUCACAAGUCUCUUGUGAGAAGAGUUCCCCAGGAUGGUCAAGGCUGUAGCAAACCACAGCAGAAGCCAAGGGAGUCAUUAGUCAAACAGGAAUAAGAUUAGAAGAAAAUUAGAUGUUAAACAAGUGUCAGUGGUGGGACAGCAACAUGGAUUCUGGUCCUGUUGCAACUUUCCAGGUUCACGAGUACUUGAGACCUAAGCAAUCUCUUUCGUGUCUGGUUGUACUCCGGGAAGCAAUGAGGCAACAAUUUUUGGAAGCUAGCAAAAAUCUGAUGAGUAGACAAGUUCAGACUCCCUCAAGACCUUCCAAAUCCCUUGGUGGUAUAACAUGUGUUGUAAGGCGAGGAGCAGAAAGCCCUUCAGUGGAUGCCAAUGGAAAUUCUUUUGAUUUCACCACAAAAUUGCUGCAUUUAGCAUGGCACACAACCGAAAACUCAAGUGCAUAAGACAUUCCAAGAAGGGAAUGUGGGAAUGUAUUUGCUUGGUUAACCUUUUUGGGUUGCUGUUGGAGAAAGAUCCUUUACUUUUCCCACCAACCGGUUGAGUUAAAAGCUACAUCAAUUCUCACAAUUGAAGUGCCCCAUAAAUCUUUAGCACAAGC
Rubroshorea leprosula is the source of this 901-nucleotide messenger RNA. The record is from the annotation of a GenBank genome assembly. NCBI's taxonomy places the organism in Eukaryota, Viridiplantae, Streptophyta, Magnoliopsida, Malvales, Dipterocarpaceae.